GCGUCUAUUGUCCAGCAUUGAUCGAUGACUUCGGAAUCUGUAUUAGGUACACAAAAGCCGGGACCACUGCUUAUAUGCCCUGUCCUGAUCUUGAAAUUUAUAACCCACACGGUUUAGCCUUCAGACACUGCGAAGAUAACGGCACAUGGCGGCUGGCUUUCCAUGGCAAGGCUUGGACAAACAUUUCAGCGUGCUUACAGAACACCAGCUUUCAUGAUGACAUCAUGUUCAAUCCAUCACUCAGCUACAUUUAUUUGUUCAUCGCUGGAUCCUCGCUUUCCUUACUGUUGGUCACAAUUGCUCUGAUCAUCUUUCAUGGAUUCAGACAACUCCGGUGCGAUCGCAUUACAGUUCACAAGAACCUGUUGGUCAGUUAUGUUUUCACCUCUCUCACAUGGAUCAUGUACUACCGUCUUGUCGUAUUUGAUGGGCUUGUCAUCAUGUAUAAUCCGCGUUGGUGUCAGAUACUUCACGUGAUAGCCCAGUACUUU
Messenger RNA from Candidula unifasciata, 491 nucleotides. Lineage: Eukaryota; Metazoa; Mollusca; Gastropoda; Stylommatophora; Geomitridae. The record is from the annotation of a GenBank genome assembly.